This is a messenger RNA of Oldenlandia corymbosa var. corymbosa, 1809 nucleotides long. The record is from the annotation of a GenBank genome assembly. NCBI's taxonomy places the organism in Eukaryota, Viridiplantae, Streptophyta, Magnoliopsida, Gentianales, Rubiaceae.
GAAAUUUCCUUCUUUUUUCUUCACAAUGAUAUAAACAGUGGAACUAUACGGCGUGUUCUAAAUUCCAUCUUAAGGAUAAAUAGUUAUUAGUUCCACUCCAUCUUCAACUCAAAAUUUCUCUUUCUCCCUCUCAGUUUCUUCAUUUCCGACCACCUCUGAAAUCUUUGAAGCCAACGGCUUGAAAUGAGUUCAAGAAAGAGACUGAUCAGAGAAUUCACCGGAAUUCUCAAAGACAAAGCCUCAAUAAUGAAAGCCUCCCUAACAACAAGGAGCACCGAUUCAGCAAUAAAGGUAGCCAUCCUCCGGGCAACCACCCACACAUCCGCCGCUCCACCGCCGGAACACAGACUCGAAUACGUCCUCACCCUCGGCAGCACCGUCGCCCCACUCGCGAGCGCGUGCGUAGAUUCCAUCAUGGAGCGCCUGCACAAAACCCGGAACCCGCACGUGGCGCUCAAAUGCCUCUUGGUCUUACACCACAUCCUCGCCAACGGUUCCUUCCUCUUCAAGCAACAGCUCUCUUACCAUCCUUCCAACGGCGGCCAAAACUCUCUCAAGCUCACGAGGUUCCGCGAAAACCGACACGUCAGCAGCGGGGGCGACGUCGAGGAUCGGGAACUUUCCCAAUGGGUCCGAUGGUACGCUAGUGUUUUGGAACGUAACCUAAUUUUGUCGCGGAAUUUAGGAUGUUACAUCGACUUCGUUAGUAGCAGUAACGUGACAAAUUCGAAAAACCGUUUUUCGAAUUUGUCACGGUCGAUUAAGGAGAUAGAUUGUUUGGUUUCCAUGGUCGAAGAAAUUUGUGGAGCACCGGAAUCGUUACACCAUCAAAAAGUGGAUUUGGUGUACGAGCUUAUGUUGUUAGUGAGUGAAGAUUACCGAGGCACCCAAUAUCACAUCAUUGCGAGACUCGGUGAGUUGGGAUCGAACCGGGUGAUCGAGGAGCUGAGUUCGGAUGACUCGGCCGAGUUGUUGAGUUGUUUGAAGAGGCUUGAAGGGUGUAAGGAGAGGCUUACGGAGAUGUUCGCCAACAGGAAGCGAAACGAUGCGUUUUGGAGGUUGGUUAGUCAAGUUAGAAAGGUAAUAGAAGAGGUCAAUGAGAAGAGGGAAAGAGAAAAGAUGGUGGCUUGGAAAAGUGGCGAUGCGAAUUCGAAAAACGUGGUUGAGUUAACUCGGAAUGGUGGACGAGUUAAAGGAGCGAGUCAUGGUCACCAUCAUCAUCAUCAGGCGAUCAAACUCUUGCCGUACGAUCAGUCCGGUCAAUGGUUAACCGUAGUAAGGGUCUAACUCACAGUGUUUUUGGCUGUUUCUUCUCUAUUUCCUCCUUGGUCUGCUUGCUUGGCCGCGGAAGGUUUGUGUCCGAAAAUGACAGUGUUCUUAUUCUUGUACAUACGGGGUGGUUCUAAACUUCUUAUACACAACAGUAAAAUAAAUUGCUUAAUUUGCAACUUUUGUACAUAUUUUUGGGAUGAACUUUAUUGAGCUCUUUAAGUUUAUUGAAUCUAAUGAGCAAAUGGUUCAAAGGUUUGUGUACGCAUUUCUUAUGUUUCAAUUUUAAUAUAAUUUGUAUUAAAAUGAAAAUUCAAACUGAAUUAUUUUUUCGAGAUAAAGAGAGUUGAUACUUUUUUCGUCCAAAAUGAUUAUCUUAAUUUUGUAAAUUAUUUUCAAUAUAAUAAAAAAGAUAGUUAUUUUAAAACGAAAGAAGUACUAUUCGAUAUGAGAAACUAAUUAAGUGCGGUUGAGGAUGUAUACAAUGUGUGUGUAUAGUCCGUUGAUAAGAGUCUUUCUCAACACUAUUCUGUAUCCAAA